Molecule: messenger RNA, 1649 nt
Organism: Oryzias latipes (Japanese medaka)
Lineage: Eukaryota; Metazoa; Chordata; Actinopteri; Beloniformes; Adrianichthyidae
Gene: cldn7a
Product: claudin 7a
Cellular component (GO): bicellular tight junction; membrane
Molecular function (GO): structural molecule activity
Source: RefSeq, a predicted model, not a curated record
UACUUUUUAAAACGUGCGUAAAAACGCUGUUCUUUACUCCACUUCACCUGGCGAUUUCUGACUUCUUUUGCUUGCCAUAUAAAGACAGCCUGUUGCUUCCUUAGACCAGAGGGAGCGUUUCCCAGCAGCGCGCGCGAUCAUUUCACACCCACUUCACACCAUUCCACAUUUCUCGGGUGUCCAUCCUCCGGCGUGACCCCUCCAGCGCUUCGUUGCGCACAAAAGCCGUCUGAAUUGCACUUUGAUUUUAUUUUUAUUUAUUAAUAAAUUUUUGCAGACGUGCGCUUUUUGGGGAAAAAAUGGCCAACUCGGGCAUCCAGCUGCUGGGCUUCUUCCUGUCCCUGCUUGGCAUCGUGGGGCUGAUCGUCGGCACCAUCCUGCCGCAGUGGAAGAUGUCAGCGUACAUCGGGGACAACAUCAUCACCGCAGUGGCCAUGUACCAGGGGCUGUGGAUGUCCUGCGCUUUCCAGAGCACCGGGCAGGUGCAGUGCAAAAUCUACGACUCCAUCCUGCAGCUGGACAGUGCACUGCAGGCCACCCGAGCCUUGAUGAUAGUCGGCAUCAUCGUCUCCAUCGCAGGUCUGGGCGUGGCCUGCAUGGGAAUGAAGUGCACCACCUGUGGAGGAAGCGAUAAGCUGCGCAAGUCCCGGGUUGCCAUGACAGGAGGAAUCAUCCUGCUAGUAGGAGGACUGUGUGCCAUUGUGGCGUGCUCCUGGUUUGCUCACAAUAUCAUCAGAGCUUUCUAUAAUCCUUACACUCCCGUCAACACCAAGUUUGAGUUUGGAGCUGCUAUCUUCAUCGCAUGGGGCGGCUCCCUCCUGGACGUCCUGGGCGGGGCUAUGUUGGCGGCAUCCUGCCCUACUAAGAAGCAGGUCUCCAAGUACCCACCGAUAGGCAGUUCCCGCUCUGGGGCUGCGGCCAGCACCAAGGAGUAUGUGUGAUGCCCCUGCUGGUCGGGACUUUAAAAGAAGCUGAAGAAGGAGUUCCCCUGUCGUCGCAGCAUCAGAGUGAAGACUUCUGGGAAGACUUGCCAAGAGGAAACCCCAAAACUGGACUACCUUUUUCUUUCAAGGCAUGUUUGUUUGUUUCAUGAAAGAUCUCCACCGUCUGGCUCAAAUACAUUAUAAUUGAAUCUCACGGCUUCAUAUACUUGGGGCGUGGCCUGUUGGUUUGUAGCCAGAACAGUGGAUUGAAGCCAACAGUGGCGACCCCAUGCAAGAGAGCUACGUUUAUUAGCAUUUACCAUGUAAUUGAAGAUAAUCAAUUUUAGUCGGCUGCAGCCCAGAGCGACGGAACAACGAAACAGAGUUUUAUGUGAAGUGUUGAGACUGAAAUAGAAAAGCAAAGUGUGAGUUUUCACAGAUGGGGCUGCGUGUCUUCACACCAGGCUGUUACAAACCCAGCUCACACAGGAAAUAUUUGGUCACCAUCGGUCACUACCAGAUGACGGGGCCUCUAUUAAUUUCGUUGAGGGUUUUCCGCCCCACAUCUGUACCAUCUGGCAGCAGCUUUUAGGGUGUUUCAUAGUCAUACUGCUGUUAAGCUGAGACAUUUGCAAACGUUUGUGGAUCUAUAGGAAGUGUAUCAAAGUGUAUUUUUAACCUGUGACAUAGAACAUGUGUAAUAAAAAGGUACUGACACAGUGUUAA